UAUCGUUCUUUACCCCUCCACCUUUCUGCACCCCAUCGCGAUCGCAUGCGCCGCGCCCUCCAAUCCAUGCCUCCUUCGAUCGCCUCCUCUCGCCUCCUCGAUCGAUAGCUGCGCGAGUCGAGUUUGGGGUUAUAGUAGUUUAGGGCUUCGUUGCGGCGCGGGGUGAGAAUGACGCAGAACGGGAAGCUGAUGCCUAAUCUUGACCAGCAGAGCACCAAAGCUCUCAACCUCAUCGUUCUCCAGCGGAUCGACCCCUUCGUGGAGGAGGUCCUCAUGACCGCUCCCCACGUCACCUUAUACGAGUUCAACAUCGAGCUCAAUCGAUGGAGUCGAAAGGACGUCGAGGGAUCGCUCUUCCUUGUCAAGAGGAAUGCACAGCCAAGAUUUCAGUUCAUUGUCAUGAACCGGCGGAACACAGAUAAUCUGGUUGAGGAUCUCUUGGGAGAUUUCGAGUAUGAAAUCCAUCUUCCAUAUCUGUUGUAUCGAAAUGCAGCUCAAGAAGUCAAUGGAAUAUGGUUUUAUAAUUCACAUGACUGUGAAGAUGUAGCAAAUAUUUUGAGCAGGAUACUUAAUGCCUAUUCUAAAGUACCUCCGAAGCCUAAGGUAUCUUCUAAAAGUGAGUUUGAGGAGCUUGAAGCUGUACCUACUUCAUCAGUAAUUGAAGGUCCUCUUGAGCCAACUACAUCUGCAGCUACACCAAUUCCGGAUGUUCCUGAUGAUGCAUUGACAAACUUCUUUGGUAAUGCUCUGAACAUUGGAAACGCAUCAAAUGCAGCAAUUUCAGGGCAGCCACCUCUUGUCGCAGCAACUGUUCCUGUAACUUCUAAUGAAUCAAGUACCAAUCCAUCUGUGAUACCAACUGUUCAGCCAACCCCCGCUUUUCCAGCUUCAUCCUGCUUAAUGCCACCUCUGGAAACUAUUGAAUCAAGUAGCGGAAAUAUCAAUCGUGCUACAAGUCUUGUGAAACCUUCAUUUUUUACUCCAGCACCUUCUACAUUGGCAAUGCCUCAAGCAGCAUCUAUAACUCCGAAUGCUCCUCCACUGUAUCCUCCAGUGACAAUGCAGCGUCCAUAUGGCACUCCAUUACUACAACCCUUUCCACCACCUGCUCCAUCUGCAUCCCUUACUCCGGCUCCAAACUAUGGCCCAAUUCUUACAAAAGAAAAAGUCCGUGCUGCACUCUUGAGGCUCGUGCAGAAGACUGAAGCAACUCCAAGGAUGACUUGACUGGCCAUUUAUUGAUAUUAAAUUCAUUGUCUAUCCUAUUAACAGAAUUUUUACAGUUGAAGUAUACAUUUCAGGGAGGGUGUUUGCUUUUGAUAUUUCUUUUUGCUUGUUGUACUCUGAAUAGUGUAAUGGACUAAAGUUGAUCUGAUCAUCUAAAUGUGUUCUUUGCAGAACAAUGAAUUCAUUGAUAUGGUAUACCGGGAGAUGCUAAAUGCACAUUACCCGUGAUGAGCAAAA
Musa acuminata AAA Group (dessert banana) is the source of this 1464-nucleotide messenger RNA. RefSeq names its product mRNA-decapping enzyme-like protein. Gene Ontology annotation, biological process: deadenylation-dependent decapping of nuclear-transcribed mRNA; positive regulation of catalytic activity; deadenylation-independent decapping of nuclear-transcribed mRNA. Lineage: Eukaryota; Viridiplantae; Streptophyta; Magnoliopsida; Zingiberales; Musaceae. Gene Ontology annotation, molecular function: mRNA binding; enzyme activator activity. Gene Ontology annotation, cellular component: P-body. The transcript has 8 exons. The coding region runs from base 169 to 1227 and encodes 352 amino acids. The record is from RefSeq and is a predicted model, not a curated record.